Molecule: messenger RNA, 1850 nt
Organism: Homarus americanus (American lobster)
Lineage: Eukaryota; Metazoa; Arthropoda; Malacostraca; Decapoda; Nephropidae
Product: actin cytoskeleton-regulatory complex protein PAN1-like
Exons: 2
Coding region: 115-1299 (394 amino acids)
Cellular component (GO): chitin-based extracellular matrix
Molecular function (GO): structural constituent of chitin-based larval cuticle
Source: RefSeq, a predicted model, not a curated record
GUGGUAACCUCGAGCGGAGGUCGGGAAGGGCGUGGUCCACCUCACGAAUAUAAGGAGGACGCCACGCCUCCUCCAGUCAGUCUACCCCAGGCAUCUCAACCGCACGCGUCCGUCAUGAAGGAUCUGGUGCUGGUGCUGCUGUUGGUGUGGUGUGCGUGCUGGUGUCAGCCCACCACCGUGGUCAGCUUCAGCCCAGUGGGAUAUUCCCCGGGUGUUGCCCCAGGGUUUGCCUACGCCUUCCGUGCCCCAGCUCCUCUCUACUCUCCUGCCGCCACCCCUACGGGCCGCUCACUGUUGUCGAGAGCUUUCUCCAACUCCAUAGGUGCCCCUGCCCCAGUGCCCACAAUAAUCAAGACGCAGUACCACAGUCAGGACGAGCUGGGCCAGUACGCCUUCGGUUAUGUGGGAGAUGCGUCCACCGCCCACGAGGUGCGCACCAUGGACGGCGCUGUGAGGGGCUCCUACACCUACGUGGACAGUGACGGGGAGCUGCAGACAGCUAACUACGUGGCGGACCGUAAUGGUUUCCGUGUGGAGGCUUCCAACCUGCCCCAGGUACCCGUUGCUCCCACUGUUGCUGUGGUCCCCCUCCCGGAGCCCGUUAAGCACACUCCCGAGGUAGAGGCAGCCACUGCCGCCCACUUGCGGGCUUUUGCCGAGGUCAAGGCCGCCCGCGCUAAGCGUGCCAUCCCUUCCACCAGUUACCUCCCCCCUCCUCCUCCUCCCGUCCACCUGUCCUCCGGUGAGCCCGUCGAGGAGGAGCCCCGCCAUGUUCCUGCCCUCACCAACGUGCUGGUCCCUCCAACCUACACCGUCAAGGCCUCGGGUCCUCCUGUGCCAGUGGCCAUAUCUACCCCUGCAGUCCACCACCCACACCCUCUCCCCACACCAUCCGCCCCAGUCUUCAUCCCGCCCCCUUCCCUGCCAGCUCCCAGCCACAUCGCCAACACUCACGCCGUUUUCAUAAAGGCUGACCCACAAGAUCUGCACCAUGUUGCCCGGGUGCCUCUCCCUACAUCACUGGCAGCAGCCCUCGCCUCUCCCGGCCCCGUGGUGGCUCCUCAAGUACUGACUCAGUUCCACUCUCAGAACGAGCUGGGAGGGUUCGAGUACGGGUACGGGGGCGGCCCCUCCAGUAAACACGAGAUUCACACCCCAGACGGCGUCACCCGGGGCUCCUACUCCUACAUCGACGCCAACGGGGCGCUGCAGACGGUGAGCUACGUGGCCGACGAUGUUUACGGCUUCAGGGUGUUGGCCUCCAACCUACCCGAGGCUCCCGCUGACCCCUAUCAAUAGUGGCUGGUGCCCCGAGGGUGUGGCUGACCACACAGUCGCCCUCUGUAAUGAUUGAAUUGUACGGGUGUCUCAUGCUCUUCCGGGCGACGCCCUGGCCUGUCUUCUGAGAGCCCCAUGAGAGCCCUUACAGCUGCCCCAGGAGAGCCCUUACAGCUGCCCCAUGAGAGCCCUUACAGCUGCCCCAUGAGAGCCCUUACAGCUGUCAGAGGACGAGAGAGACAGGCCGCCAUGGUUCCUGGAUGUAGUCAUUUCUUAACUUUAUUUAUUGUAGUGUUAGUGGGUGAUCCUCUGACCACCACACCUGAAGACGGAGACAUAAACACGUCUUGAUGGACGGUAAAGGUGUAACAGUGUUUGGUGACGAUUAUCUUAAUCUCACAAUACAAGACAGGUUCAGCCUCAGCGUGUGGCCAGAGUGUUUGAAGUUCACACACACACGUCAGCAUCUUGCGUCACCUCUUCCCACUGAGGACUUUUGUAAAAAAAAUAAAUAAAUAUACAAAUUAUAUUUUUCACAAUUUUAUUUUGAAUAAAUUUACACGAAAAGUGAA